Molecule: messenger RNA, 819 nt
Organism: Caenorhabditis remanei
Lineage: Eukaryota; Metazoa; Nematoda; Chromadorea; Rhabditida; Rhabditidae
Exons: 5
Coding region: 1-819 (272 amino acids)
Source: RefSeq, a predicted model, not a curated record
AUGUGUUUCUUCGGCUUGACCCACCUGGGGUUCGGUCCCUUGCCCGUCUUCAUCGCGCUCAUCUUCUUCUUUGAAAUGUUCAUCGUCUACACGAUUGCCAUUGUCAAGCACGAUGUUGACCCAUUCAUGCCGUACAUUUCUUCCGCAGCCGAUAAACGUCCUCAAUCUUGUGUCUUUGCUAUCGGUGGUAACAUCAGUGCUUUCCUCAUCUCCAUCAUGGUCUUCGUAAGAUACCGCCAAAUGCGUUCCAUCUUCUACCAACGAGAUAUGGGAUACCCCUUGUGCUGGAACACAAUCGCCAAAUGGUUCGGAUAUUUGUCGGCUAUUGGUCUCUUCGUGGUAGCCAACGUCCAGGAGACUGCUAUCAUCCCAGUUCACAUGACCGCCGCUCUCGUGAUGUUUGGAGGGUUCACCAUCUACAUGAUCUUCCAGUGCUACUUCACCUACAUCACCUCCCCAGAAAUCACCGUCUACACUGUGUUCAUCUACCGUUUGACCUGCACCAUCAUGGCUGGCCUCUGCUUUGUUACCUCCUUCGUCUGCGGCAUCACCGCUUCCACCAUCUUCCACAACAAAUACCCGGACCUCCCAACGCCACGUCCAUGGAAUGGUCACAUCUACCAACCUGGAGUCGAGUUUCACAUUAUCUCUGCUGUUGCCGAAUGGUGUUGUGCCGUCUUCCAAUUGGCUUUCAUGGUCUCGUUCGGACCGGAAUUCGAGAAGAUCUCUCUUCAAUACUUCCUGAGCUCCAAGUUUAUUGAACGUUCCGACGAGGAGAACCGCGACUUCUUCAUCGACCGCAACCGUUAUCGCGUCUAA